Myripristis murdjan (pinecone soldierfish) is the source of this 2901-nucleotide messenger RNA. RefSeq names its product potassium voltage-gated channel, Shab-related subfamily, member 1 (gene kcnb1). The record is from RefSeq and is a predicted model, not a curated record. Bases 19 to 2520 code for a protein of 833 amino acids. Gene Ontology annotation, molecular function: protein binding; delayed rectifier potassium channel activity. Lineage: Eukaryota; Metazoa; Chordata; Actinopteri; Holocentriformes; Holocentridae. The transcript is spliced from 2 exons. Gene Ontology annotation, biological process: protein homooligomerization; potassium ion transmembrane transport; action potential. Gene Ontology annotation, cellular component: membrane; voltage-gated potassium channel complex.
CGUCAACCUCACGUCACCAUGGAGAAGUCUUUGGCAGAGUUAAACAAAACAGGCUCUCGGUCCACAACAUCACUUCCACCUGAACCGGUGGACAUUAUUCGCAGCAAGGCAUGCUUCCGCCGAGUCAGGCUGAAUGUUGGGGGGCUCCCACAUGAAGUCCUGUGGCGAACGUUGGAUAGGUUACCCCGAACACGUUUGGGAAAGUUAAGAGAUUGCAACACCCAUGAUUCUCUGAUGGAGGUGUGUGAUGACUACAACUUAGAUGAGAAUGAAUACUUUUUUGAUCGACAUCCGGGGGCGUUCACUUCAAUUCUGAACUUUUACCGCACGGGUAAGUUGCAUAUGAUGGAGGAGAUGUGUGCGCUGUCAUUCAGCCAAGAACUGGACUAUUGGGGCAUUGAUGAGAUCUACCUGGAGUCAUGUUGCCAGGCGCGGUACCACCAGAAAAAAGAGCAAAUGAAUGAGGAGCUCAAACGAGAAGCGGACAAUUUGAAAGACAGAGAGGGCGAAGAAUUUGACAACACUUGCUGUGCUGAAAAACGAAAGAAACUUUGGGACCUACUCGAAAAGCCUAGCUCGUCUGUUGCAGCAAAGAUCCUGGCCAUCAUCUCCAUCCUCUUCAUUGUGCUAUCCACCAUUGCCUUGUCCCUCAACACCCUUCCAGAGCUGCAGGACACAGAUGAGUUUGGCCAGUCCUCAGAUAACCCACAACUAGCACAUGUGGAGGCUGUGUGUAUUGCCUGGUUUACCAUGGAAUAUCUACUCCGCUUCCUCUCCUCACCCAACAAGUGGAAGUUCUUUAAGGGUCCUCUGAACGUCAUUGACCUACUGGCCAUCCUGCCAUACUACGUCACCAUCUUCCUGACUGAAUCCAACAAGAGUGUGCUGCAGUUCCAGAAUGUCCGCCGGGUGGUUCAGAUCUUCCGGAUCAUGCGUAUCUUGCGUAUUCUAAAGCUUGCUCGUCACUCCACAGGUCUCCAGUCUCUGGGCUUCACCCUGAGGAGAAGCUACAAUGAACUGGGCCUGUUGAUCCUCUUCCUGGCCAUGGGCAUCAUGAUCUUCUCCAGUCUAGUGUUUUUUGCUGAGAAGGACGAGGAUGACACCAAGUUCAAAAGCAUUCCAGCUUCCUUCUGGUGGGCUACUAUUACCAUGACCACAGUAGGCUAUGGAGACAUUUACCCCAAAACUCUCCUGGGAAAGAUAGUAGGGGGUUUAUGCUGCAUAGCUGGAGUGCUAGUGAUAGCCCUGCCUAUUCCCAUUAUUGUAAAUAACUUCUCUGAAUUUUAUAAAGAGCAGAAGAGACAGGAAAAGGCUGUCAAGAGAAGGGAGGCCCUGGAGAGGGCUAAGAGAAAUGGUAGCAUUGUCUCUAUGAAUAUGAAAGAGGCAUUUGCCCGCAGCGCAGAGCUGAUGGAUGUGGUAGUGGAGAAGAGUGAGAGGCCUCAUGAUAACCACCUCUCCCCAAGUCGCUGGAAAUGGACCCCUAAGAGAGUUGCAUCAGAGACCAGCUCAAACCGUUCUUUCAAUGCACAGGAGUUAGGCUCUCCCAACAAAGCCCGAGCCACCAGCCCCCAGAGGCUCAACGCCCAGAAGCUAGAGGAGAUGUAUAAUCAGAUGGCCAAGACACAAUCCCAACCCAACCUCAAUGCUAAAGACAGAGGUUCCAGAGUUGGCAAACAGAGGGAUGAAAUAGAGCUGGGGACCAUCCCAGAUCAGGGUCCACCAAUGCUAGGAACUCGAGAGGGAGUAGGAGACAUGAAAAGCUUGUCCAGCAUUGACAGCUACAUCAGCUGUGCUACAGACUUCCAGGAGAAUCCACGCUUCCCCCAUAGUCCUGCAGCAGGUCUCGGUUUUCAGGAGAUCGGCCGGUUCUCCCACAGUCCUGCUGCAGGUCUGUCUGGGCGGGCUAGUGCCAAAAUAGGCCUGCAGACCUCCUUUGAACGGGAGCCCAUGCUCACUCCUUUGUCUGUAAUGAAACCCUCAUGUUCAGAGAAUGCACGAAAAUUCCUUUUCUCUGGUAUCUCCUCAAAAAGUUUCAACCCCAAGGGAGGAUGCCAUAGUGAGGGGGAGUCAGGGCCGUCCCCUCACUCGGACAGUUCAGUCCUGUCAGACCAUUCCAUAUUAAGUCCUGAGGUUUCCAUCUACACCACUGCCAGCAGCAGGACCCCACCCAAAUCCCCAGAAAGCACUACCCUCACCCCAGCUGUCUUCACCUUCCACGACUCCUCCAUCAGCAAGUAUAUUGAUGCCGAUACAGAUGAUGACGAGCACCUUCGUGAUGUUUCUGAUGCCAGUCCCUCGGAGUGUCUAUUGGCUGGAUCAAGCCCCAAAGGCCGCAUCAAUAUAAAUUACCAGAGGGGAACCAACCAUUUAGAGACAGCCCAGAAAAAGCUGGGUCAAAACUGCUUGUUUCCCCUUGAGGGGAUUCGUGGGGGUGCUCAUGAGAACCAUGUAGGGCCUGAGAUGGCCCGCAGACCAAAAGUGGAGAGGGGACAUCCAAACACCUUGAAUGAAAGCCUCUGAGAUGCAUGCAGGGCAGAGCAAGCACACCAAACAGGAAGCUGGAGCAGGGUUGAUCCUGACAGGGACACCAGAGACACAUAUAACUCUCUAUGAGACAAAGACACAGAGGGAAUGGGAAAGACAAAUGGUCACACCUUGCUGAGAUGUUUCACAGACUUGCUGAGCGUGCCAUUGUGCAGGAAGCUCAGGGUGAAUGUGUGUGGUGAAUACUCUGGGAGAAAAACCUUUCUAACUUGGAGAAUGUCACUGCCCCUUCUUUCCACACAUUCCCGUUACUCCACACCCACAACAGAAAUGAGCACUCCCAGGUAUCCUGCUGGUCUAUGCAGCGAUCCCACAGGGAGCGGCGAAAGCAGAGUUGUCAGAGAGAAUGAGAUGUAG